Molecule: messenger RNA, 639 nt
Organism: Closterium sp. Naga37s-1
Lineage: Eukaryota; Viridiplantae; Streptophyta; Zygnematophyceae; Desmidiales; Closteriaceae
Source: the annotation of a GenBank genome assembly
AUGGCUGGUGAGGGAGUGACGACUGCAGUGAAUGAGUUGAUCAAAGAGGCGGUGCUGGCAGCAGUGAGAGAGGAGUUGGCUGCACACAGGGAGGAGGUGGAUGAGCUGCGGCACAUGUUGACAGCAGUGAAGGGGGAGUUGGCUGCGGUGAAAGGGGAGUUUACAGCAAUUAAGGAGGAGUUGGUAGUGGUUAAAGGGGAAUUGGCAGUGGUGAAGGGGGAGUUGGCGAAACACGAGCACACUAUGGCAGAGAAAGUGGCUGAGAGUAGUAGGGCAUUGGAUGGAACAGGGCUGAUAGGGAAGAGUAGAAAGAGAAAGCAAGAAAUCAGAGCGGAUGUUGCACGGCAGGAGGAGAGGAGGAGGGAGGUGCAGCAGUUGAAUCAGUCGCAUGCCAUGGACGACCUGGCGGCCUCUAAUGAAGGGCAGAAGAAACGAAACCUGAAACUGAAUGUUGCGCUGCAGAUCAAGCAGAGUAAAGGCGAUCAGAAGAUGGCAUGGAAGCCUCUAAGAUGUUUAUUCCUAUGCUUGUCAUCCAUGCCCUCUUCAUCCAUGCCCUCUUUAUCCAUGCCCUCUUCAUCCAUGCCCUCUUCAUCCAUCACCUCCAGGCUAUCCAGUCAGCAUCACGACGAGCGGAACUGA